Messenger RNA from Fulvia fulva, 978 nucleotides. RefSeq names its product Magnesium transporter protein 1. The coding region runs from base 1 to 978 and encodes 325 amino acids. NCBI's taxonomy places the organism in Eukaryota, Fungi, Ascomycota, Dothideomycetes, Mycosphaerellales, Mycosphaerellaceae. The transcript is spliced from 4 exons. Gene Ontology annotation, cellular component: oligosaccharyltransferase complex. The record is from RefSeq and is a predicted model, not a curated record.
AUGAGGGUGCGUCAACUCAUAGCAACGGCGUUACUGCCACUCACUGCCCUAGCGGCGAAGAAGACUCCGGCCGAGCGAUUCGAUGCAGCAGUCGCGAAAGCACAACCCAUCAAUCUCGACGACAAGAGCUACGAUGCUCUCACCAAAGCUCCACGCGACUAUUCUGCUGCGAUCCUCUUGACUGCCAUGGACGCAAGAUUUGGAUGUCAAUUGUGUAACGAAUUCCAGCCAGAGUGGGAAUUGCUAGGAAAGUCAUGGACGAAGGGCGACAAGAAUAAGGAGUCGAGGCUGGUCUUUGGCACGCUGGACUUCAUGGACGGCAAGGGCACCUUCCAGUCGCUUCAACUGCAAACAGCACCAGUCCUGCUUCUCUUCCACCCAACUACUGGUCCACACGCCAGGCCGAACAAGCCGUUGGAGAGACUGGACUUCAACACCGGCAUCAACAAGGCCGAUACAGUCCACCACUGGCUUUCGCGCCAACUGCCAGACCGUCCUCACCCAGCUCUUGUUCGACCGAUCAACUACGUCAAGAUUGCAGUCACAGUCACCGCUGUACUUGGUGCUGGCACCUUCUUGACUGUCGCUGCGCCAUAUCUCCUGCCGAUUAUUCAGAACCGCAACCUAUGGGCAGCCAUCAGCUUGAUUGCUGUGCUUCUAUUCACAAGCGGACACAUGUUCAACCAUAUCAGGAAGGUGCCAUAUGUUCAGGCUGAUGGCAAGGGCGGCGUCAGCUACUUUGCAGGUGGCUUCCAGAGCCAGUUUGGUCUUGAGACACAGAUCGUUGCAGCCAUGUACGGAGUUCUCUCCUUCGCGACGAUCAGCCUUGCACUCAAGGUCCCGCGCAUGACAGACCCACGAGCACAACAGAUCGCAGUCUUCGUCUGGGGUGGUGUCAUCCUUGGCAUGUACUCCUUCCUACUCAGCGUCUUCCGCAUAAAGAACGGCGGCUACCCCUUCUGGCUGCCACCUUUCUAG